AUGGCUGCCCAUGGGAUGAAAGCACAUGCUCUGGUGCUGCUCAGGGAGGACAUUUGGAUUGUCUCAAAUAUGCCCACGAGAACGGCUGUCCAUGGGACCAAAGCACGUGCUCUGGUGCUGCUCAGGGAGGCCAUUUGGAUUGUGUCAAAUAUGCCCACGAGAAUGGCUGUCCAUGGGAUGAAGACACGUGGUAUUGUGCUUCUCUGGAAGGCCAUUUGGAUUGUCUCAAAUAUGCCCAUGAGAAUGGAUGCCCGUGGCAUGAAGACACCUGCUCGGUUGCUGCCUGCUUAG
Molecule: messenger RNA, 291 nt
Organism: Seminavis robusta
Lineage: Eukaryota; Bacillariophyta; Bacillariophyceae; Naviculales; Naviculaceae
Source: the annotation of a GenBank genome assembly